AUCGUCAAAUCAAAUAAAAAAUCUACCUGAGGGAUUGUUUACCAAAUUGACCAAGUUGAGAACCCUCCUCCUCAACAGUAACCAUUUGAAGCGAAUUCCUUACAGAGCCUUUUAUAGUGCGACCCAGCUAGACCUAUUAACAUUAUCUGAUAAUCCUCUUAGAGUAAUCGAGCAGGAAGCGUUUCGCCCCAGGUCUCGCAGUGUGAAAAUAUUUUUGCUCAGGACGAUGUUAAAGACAGUAACCUCUGCUUUCUUCUCAGGCCUCGACCCUGUCAAUUUUAAAUUCUUUACACGGAAUAGAAUUGCUAGAACUGUGUAUUAUUCUAUUCCGGGAGGGGAUAUCACAAUACAUUUGGAUUCUCUUGAUUCCAACGAAGAAUCUUUCAAAGUCCCCGUCAGGGAGCGCAACAGCGCUGCAUUCUCUUAUCUUGUGUCUGCACUACUUACCAUGGGUUUCACAGGAUCUAAAAACCAAUCAUACUAUAUAUAUCUCCCAUGUCCUUUGGGGACAUUUUCCGACACUUUGGAGAUAGGAAGCGGGAAUUGCGUAGAGUGCCCUCCUGGUGGUUAUUAUUCCGACACUUUUGGUUACGUAGCAGAAAGCUGUAAGAAUUGUCCAAAUGGUUCUUACGUGGCAUAUGACAAAAAACCUGGAAAAUCCGUUCUAGAUUGCAAGACGUGUCCAGAUGGAACGGAAACUGACUUUUUCGCUGGACAUCGUGGUUGUGCCUGCUUGGAAGGACACUACAGAACCCAUCUGUUUGACAACUGUACAAGAUGUGACCGAAGUGGGCUGCUAUGCCAAGAUGAGUAUGCUUCGCUAAAACCUGGCUUCUGGUGGCAAUGGCGGAACGAGUCCUAUAAACAUCGCUAUGAACAUUUUAUUAAAAAUCUGGCGGCAAAGUUACCUGCAUUGGACGAUUUCUCCGUACAAUAUCCUUACGCAAUACCAACACCUUACAGGUGUCAGGUAGAAGAGUCUUGCAAAGGAGGUUUAGAUUCACCAUGCGGAGAGGGGUAUCAUGGUCCAAUUUGUGCUGUUUGCAGUCCAGGAUAUCACAAGCGAUUUCACUCUUGUAAAAAAUGUUCUUCACGAGCCUGGAUCGCAGGACAGUUAUCUAUUAUCGCUGCUAUUUUAGCAAUACUGAUGGCCCUUUUGAUUUGGAAAAGAAAAACUAAUCUUUCACAGGACCGGGGACUCUCUUUUUUGGACAAUUUGUUGUCGAAGCUUAAGAUCUUGAUUGGUUUUUACCAAGUCACUCAUGGCUUGCUAGACGUCUUCUCGUUCAUUGAAUGGCCAGAUUCGUUGCAGGUUGUGUCCAAGCUUUCGGGAAUUUUACAGAUGAAUUUGCUUCAGAUUGCACCGAUUCACUGCCUUAAUCACAAAUUACACGUGGAUGCCUUUGGAGAUUUGUUUGUGAUCUUGUCAAUGAAUGUAAUGGUCAUUGUCGGUUCGUGUUUGAUUUACGGUGUUUGGAAAAUGAUUAUCUCACGAAAUCAAAACAUGGAGAAAGAUGCAAAGCUACACAAAAUUUCACUGACGAAAGUUCUCAUUUACAGAAACGUGUUUUUCUUCCUGUACGUGACCUACCUGAGCACCUGUUCGAAGACGGCCAGUGUUAUGCCGUUCGCCUGCCAGAAACUCUGCAAGGAUAGGAGAGAAGAGUUCUGUGACGAAUAUCUUAAAGUAGAUUACAGCAUAAAAUGCCAAGGAGCCAAUUACACUCAUCUGCUGAUUGUCGCUUACAUUUCAGCGGCAUACGUUAUUGCUUUGCCUUCUGUUUCUUUCAUCGCCCUUUGGAGGCAUCGGCGAACAAUCAUAACUGAGAAGGACAAUGAUAAUGGCUCUGAUCCAGAAGUUGUUGACGGAUUGCGAUUUCUCUUCGAAAACUACAAACCUGGUUCGUGGUAUUGGGAACUGGUUGAAAUGUCCCGCAGAUUCAUUCUUACAUGUGGCCUCAUUCUCGUGGGUCAAGAAAGCAGAUCGUUCAUUGGUUUGGCCUGGGUCGUUGCCGGUAUGUAUGCAGUGCUCUUCUGUUGGAUCAAACCCAUGCAAGAUACUUUUGAGAACAGACUGAUGUCCACUUCCCUUGCUGUUACAAUUGUAAACCUGGGUGUUGGUGCUGUGAGCAGAAUUCCCGCAGAGAACAUGUCAAACAUGGUGGAUCAUCACAUGGACGCUUUGGCAAUGAAGAUACUGAUUCUUGGAGCCAAUACUUUGGUGAUUGGUCUUCUUGUUGUUCAGUACUUGGCGUUCUUACAUCAGUUUUUCAAAGAGUGGCGCAAAAAUCCAAAAUGGUCUUUUUCUUGCUGCCUGGUAUUGCUUCUUCCACUUAAUGAUCUUCAGGGCGAGAUUCGUGGGAUGGUAGGUAAGAAUAUGCUUAAAACUCAGCUUCAGGCAGGGAUCAUUGAGAAGCCCUCCAUUGCGGCCAGUGCAAAAGAUACUGGAGCAUUGAGUUUUUCUCUAACUCAUGAAGACAGUGAAAGACAAGAAAGAAGUUCAGUAAAAUCCAAAGUUACCAGAAACGGCAACAGCGACACUAAAUGUGACCGUGGGACACAAACAGAAAUAUUCACACCUGCAUCUGCCGCUAUCGCUGUUCAUGGGAAGCGCGCCUGUGGAUAUCCAUGUGACUACAUGGAGUCGGCCGCGUCGCACCACUGCAUACUAUUUCCUGAAGCAGAUGAAGCCACCUCAGAGGAAGAAACGACAGACACGAAUAAUGAGGAAUGAAGAAGACGGCCAGAAAUGUUUUAACAUUUAGCAUACAAGGCAACGCAUCCUUUUUAAUUUAACAUAUUUACUACAAUAGCAAGAGCAAACAUGUUUAGACGAAACAUGAUUGUUUAUCAUACACUCUAAUAACGUUUUUUGAGGUAUUAUUUACACCUAUUGACAUACAAUACUUGCAUUGAUUAUUGCUUUAGAAGUUUCCCAGAUGAAUUCGAAGGCACCGUUCGGAUUUACCCAAACCUAUAUACUACGGUAGUAUAAUCAGAUAUGCACGGGCUACACUGUUUUCCAAGUAAAUGUACGCGUUGCCAUUACUAUUAUCAUCAUAUUAGUACAUGUAUUGGCAAUAUUCAUAAAUAUUAUUACUAGCUAAUAAUAAUUAUACUGAUACAGUUUCAGCUGAGUUUAUGCAAGUCCUAUUCGGAUUGUAGACAUGCU
Molecule: messenger RNA, 3172 nt
Organism: Stylophora pistillata
Lineage: Eukaryota; Metazoa; Cnidaria; Anthozoa; Scleractinia; Pocilloporidae
Molecular function (GO): protein binding
Source: RefSeq, a predicted model, not a curated record